AUGUAUGGUAAAGCCUUAUUUUUAACUUUCUACCAGGUGUCAUCUGAAGACAGAAGUGCCCUGUGGGCUUUGGUUACGUUUUAUGGGGGGGAUUGCCAGCUGAACCUCAAUAAGAAAUGCACACAUUUGGUUGUUCCAGAACCGAAGGGGGAGAAAUAUGAAUGUGCUUUAAAGCAAGCAAGCAUUAAAAUUGUGACUCCUGACUGGGUCCUGGAUUGCAUAUCUGAGAAAACGAAAAAGGACGAAGCAUUUUAUCAUCCUCGUCUGGUUAUUUACGAAGAGGAAGACGAGGAGGAGGAGGAGGGGGAACAUGAGGAGCAGGAGUCUCAGAACGAGGGCAGUACGGAUGGGAAGUCGAGCCCCGCCAGCUCUCAAGGAGGGUCUCCUGGUGACCAACCGCUUUCUCCCAAACCAAACCCUGAAAAAUCUAAAGGGGAGUUGAUGUUUGAUGACUCCUCAGAUUCAUCACCUGAAAAGCAAGAGAGAAAUUUGAACUGGACCCCAGCUGAAGUCCCGCAGUUAGCUGCGGCAAAGCGCAGACUGCCUCAGGGAAAGGAGCCUGGCUUGAUUAACUUGUGUGCCAAUGUCCCGCCGGUCCCAGGGAACAUCCUGCCUCCUGAUGUCCGGGGUAAUUUGAUGGCUUCUGGACAAAACCUCCAAAGUUCUGAAAGAUCAGAGAUGAUAGGUACUUGGAGUCCAGCUGUGCGGACACUGAGAAAUAUUACUAAUAAUGCUGACAUUCAGCAGAUUAACCGACCAUCAAAUGUAGCACAUAUCUUACAGUCUCUUUCAGCACCUACGAAAAAUUUAGAACAGCAGGUGAAUCACAGUCAACAGGGACAUGCAAAUGCCAAUGCAGUGCUGUUUAGCCAAGUGAAAGCAGCUCCAGAGACACACAUGUCACAGCAGCAGCAUCAGACUCAGCAGCAGCACCCAGUUUUACACCUUCAGCCCCAGCAGAUUAUGCAGCUGCAGCAGCAGCAGCAGCAGCAGAUUUCCCAACAGCCUUACCCCCAGCAACAGUCUCAUCAGUUUUCUCAGCAGCAGCAGCAGCAAGUCCAUCAGCAUCAGUUUCCACAGCAGCAGCUACAGUUUCCACAGCAACAGCUGCACCCUCAACAGCCAUUGCAUCGCCCUCAACAGCAGCUACAGCCAUUUCAGCAACAGCAUGCCCUGCAGCAGCAGUUACAUCAGCUCCAGCAGCACCAGCUGCAGCAACAGCAAUUAGCACAGCUGCAGCAGCAGCAGCACAACCUGCUACAACAGCAGCAGCAGCAGCAGCUCCAGCAGCAGCAGCUCCAGCGCAUGCACCAACAGCAUCAACAGCAGCAGCAAAUGCAAACUCAUGCAGCACAACACUUGAGUCAGACACCCCAGGCGCUGCAGCCUCAGGUCCCACAUCAGCAGCCCCUGCAGCAGCAGCCCCCCACUCAGCAGCAGCCCCUGCAGCACCACCAGCUGUUCGGACAUGACCCAGCAGUGGAGAUUCCAGAAGAUGGCUUCUUACUGGGGUGUGUGUUUGCAAUUGCGGAUUAUCCAGAGCAGAUGUCUGACAAACAGCUGCUGGCCACCUGGAAGAGGAUAAUCCAGGCACACGGCGGCACUGUGGAUCCCACAUUCACCAGCCGAUGCACGCACCUGCUCUGUGAGAGUCAGGUCAGCAGCAUGUAUGCACAGGCACUGAGAGAAAGGAAGCGAUGUGUCACCGCACACUGGUUAAACACAGUCUUGAAGAAGAGGAAGAUGGGGCCGCCAUGCCGGGCCCUGCACUUUCCGGUGGCCUUCCCCCCGGGAGGAAAGCCAUGCUCGCAGCAC
Molecule: messenger RNA, 1815 nt
Organism: Galeopterus variegatus (Sunda flying lemur)
Lineage: Eukaryota; Metazoa; Chordata; Mammalia; Dermoptera; Cynocephalidae
Gene: PAXIP1
Product: PAX interacting (with transcription-activation domain) protein 1
Exons: 7
Biological process (GO): positive regulation of transcription initiation by RNA polymerase II
Cellular component (GO): nucleus
Source: RefSeq, a predicted model, not a curated record